Molecule: messenger RNA, 1352 nt
Organism: Hibiscus syriacus
Lineage: Eukaryota; Viridiplantae; Streptophyta; Magnoliopsida; Malvales; Malvaceae
Product: methyl-CpG-binding domain-containing protein 11-like
Exons: 3
Coding region: 137-1114 (325 amino acids)
Molecular function (GO): DNA binding
Source: RefSeq, a predicted model, not a curated record
AGACGACAUGAUCCCGAACUGAAGUCUCAACGGUUUUUAUCGCCCUUUCGUCUUCUUACCACACAAAACACAAAUUCAAAAUAGAGAGAACAGAGAAAAUAGAAGAAGAAAAGAAGCCCUUUUUAAGGUGAAAAGAAUGGAGAGUAAGGAGGAUGUUGUUUCUGUUGAGCUUCCUGCACCUGCUUCUUGGAAGAAACUGUUUUUCCCCAAGAAAGUUGGUUCACCAAGGAAGACCGAGAUCAUGUUCAUUGCACCAACUGGGGAGGAGAUUAGUAGCAGGAGACAAAUGGAGCAGUACCUAAAAGCACACCCAGGUAAUCCACCAAUAAAGGAGUUUGAUUGGAGUACCGGUGAGACCCCUAGAAGAUCGUCAAGGAUCAUUGAAAAGGCCAAGGCUACUCCAACACCGGAAAAGGAACCCCCAAAGAAGCGAGUCCGAAAAUCAUUGAGUGCUAAGAAGGAAGAAAAGGAAACAGAGGCCAAUCCUGAAAAAGCUGAAGGUGAGAAAGAAAGUGAAAAGGAAGAUGCAGAAGCCGCUGAGCCUGAAAUGGGAACUGCAGAAGUUGAAAAAGAUACUUCCAUCGAAACUCAGGUUCACGAUGGAGGUAAAGCAGAAGCAACGGACCAGACUGAGCACCCUGAUGCCAAGAUGGAGGAAGCUGGACGAGAAGAAGCUGUUAAGGAUGUUAAGGUUCUAGAAACUGCAGAGGCUGUCAAAAAAGAAGAUUCUGCUGGGACUGAAGAAACCCCGACUCCAAUACAGGUUCAAGAGAAACCUGCAGAAGAUGGGAUUCGAACUGGAAAGGAAAAGGAGGAAGCCCCUACAGAAAAGGUGCCAGAAACUCAGGCAGAGACAGAGAAUGGUACAUGUGAGAAACAGUCAGAAGAUACGGAAACCGUGACACUGGGAGCUAACGAGGGAGUAGAGAGAGAGAAUCCAAAGGGAGGAGUCCCUAUAUCCGAGGGAGAAGUCAAAGAGAAACAACGAGGUUUAGAGGUAGAGGACAAAGGCAAGGCAGUAGAUGCAGAGAUGAUCGAAAACGGUAAGGUUAAAGAAAGUGAACAAGCUGAUACCACACAACCUAGAGGAGCUGCUGCUCCUGUGAGCAGCUAAAUAAUCCAAUGUCCGAGCUACCCCGUUUACUUUCUUUUCUGUUUUUUUCUGUGUAACCUGUGAUUCCAUGGAUGACUGUAACAUUAAUUAUGUAUCUGCUAGAUUUGGUUGUCAGUUGGAUAACAAUCCACCUGUACCCUUGUAAGAAGUAGGUAUGAAAAUUGCAGCUUUUGUUACAUUGUGCAGAACUUAGAUUGUAGGCACCCGGAACUCAUGAUUUAUGGUUUGUUGCUUAAGU